Molecule: messenger RNA, 4002 nt
Organism: Alosa alosa (allis shad)
Lineage: Eukaryota; Metazoa; Chordata; Actinopteri; Clupeiformes; Clupeidae
Product: liprin-beta-1-like
Biological process (GO): neuromuscular junction development
Cellular component (GO): presynaptic active zone
Molecular function (GO): protein binding
Source: RefSeq, a predicted model, not a curated record
UGCAACUGCAGUCUGGUUGAGCAGAAGUUGGACUUUUGCUGAAGACAUGGGAAAACGCUACGAGAAUACUACAGCGACGUUCGUGUCUAUGGAUAAAGUGUAGAUAGUCACAAAAUAUCCUGCGUUUGUCCUAUGCAACAACCGAAAGGAAAUAGACAUCCUGCCUUCACUGAUGACAGUCCUGUUAACCACCCAGGAGUAGAUGUCACAAGCUAACCUGAGGGGUGCAACCAUGAUGAAUGACGCCAGUGAGAUGUUGGCCGCAGCCUUGGAGCAAAUGGAUGGAAUCAUAGCAGGUUCCAAGGCCAUUGACUACUCCAACGGCCUGUUCGACUGCCAGUCUCCCACCUCUCCCUUCAUCAGUAGCCUGCGUGCCCUGCACCUCCUGGAGGACCUGCGCGGCGCCCUGGAGCUGAUGGACGCCGACGAGCGGGACAGCCUGCGCUGCCAGGUGUCCGACACCACCGCCGAGGGCCUGACCGAGUGGCUCCAGGGACGCCUGACCAAUGGCCACAGCUCUGUUGGAGGGGAUCUUGUCUACCAGGAGCGUCUCAGUCGCCUGGAAAGCGAUAAGGAAUGCCUUGUGCUCCAGGUGAGCGUUUUGACAGACCAGGUUGAGGUGCAGGGAGAACAAAUCAGGGACCUGGAGACGUGUCUAAAGGAACACCGCGAGAAAUUGAACUCUACGGAAGAGUUGCUUCAACAGGAGCUGGUGGGCCGAUCUACUCUGGAGACGCAGAAACUGGAGCUGAUGACUGAGGUGUCCAGCCUCAAGCUAAAGCUGACCGCUGUGGAGAGAGACCGCAGAGAAACCGAGGCUCUGCACCAGGAGGUCAAUGACCUUCGAGUUCGUGUCGUUGACAUGGAGAAUGAGAGGAUACAGCAAGAUAAGAAGCUGAGGGCCAACAAAGAGGAGCUGCUGGACUUGCAGAAACAGCUGGAAGAGAAGGAGGCCGAGUUGAAGAGCCUGCAUGACCAGACACAGCAAGACGUUGCAACCCCAAAAGGUGGCCUGAAUGUAGACAGAGAUAUGGAAGUGCAAAGAAUGAAAAAGGUAAUGGAAUCGGCGAUGGCAGCAGAUGCUGAGAAGGAUCGUAAAAUUGAAGAGCUUCAGCUGUCCUUGACAUGCUUCAAGAAGACUCAGGACAUCAGGGUUAUGUCAGUGCUGGAUAGGAAAGAGAAACUGAGGGAGGACACUGGAGCGGGGAGCCUUGGCGAUAUCGCCGCCUCGGUUGCCGUGGAGAUGAAGACAUCCUCCCCGGGAGGUGUGGAGGAGACGGAUGAGCCCCAGCUGAUUCCGUGCACGGAACUCUUGGAGUCGGAGUUAGUUUAUAUGGCGGCAGCCAAGGCCGCCACCCCAGCUGAGCAGACCAGCGAGCCAAAGGCACAAGGGACCCCAGAGAGCUCUUCGGACGGUUCUUUGUCAAGGAGCGCGGAUCGUGUUACCAAGGCACAAGAGGAAGAACAGCGGCUAAAGAGCAGCUCAGCAGCCAAAGCUAGCCCCACAGAGGGAGAGGGCUUUGGGUCAAAGAAAGCUCGAUCCUCUUUUGGAAGAGGAUUCUUCAAAAUCCGAGGAGGCAAGAGGACUGCUAGUGCCCCUAACUUAGCUGAGACCGAGCGAAAGGGGACUGACCACCUGGACUUGGCAGGAGCACCAAUUCACAAGUCACAAGACAGAGAGACCAGACAGGCAGCACCUGCAUUCACAGACACCAAGAAGAAGCACAAGGGACUGAGAAAGUUCUUUGGGAGACUCAGGAGAAGUCAGUCCACGUCCUUCAACCUGGAUGAUGCUGCAGAGGGGGAGUUCAGGAGGGGCGGCGUCAGAGCCACUGCAGGUCCUCGCCUGGGUUGGUCACGUGACCUGCAGCAACAGGGCAACAGUGAACUAGACACCCCAUUUGCGCGCUGGACCAGGGAGCAGGUGUGUGGCUGGCUGCAGGAGCUGGGUCUGGGCAUGUACACGCCUCAGGCCCAACACUGGGUCCAGUCGGGCCAGACGCUGCUGCAGGCCUCUCAGCACGACCUGGAGAAGGAGCUGGGGAUCAAGCAUCCGCUUCACAGAAAGAAGCUGCAGUUAACUCUUCAAGCUUUGGGCUCAGAGGAAGAGGAUGCCAAGGGCAAGCUGGACUACAACUGGGUGACCAGAUGGCUGGAUGACAUUGGCCUUCCUCAGUACAAGUCCCACUUUGAUGAGGGGAGGGUGGACGGCCGUAUGCUCCACUACAUGACCGUGGAUGACGUGCUGGGUCUGAAGGUGGGCAGUGUCCUCCACCACCUCAGCAUCAAACGGGCCGUCCAGGUGCUCCGACUCAACCGCUACGAGCCCAACUGCCUCCGCCGCCGGCCAUCGGACGAGAACAACAUCACCCCGGCUGAGAUCUGCCAGUGGACCAACCACCGGGUGAUGGAGUGGCUGCGCUCAGUGGACCUGGCCGAGUACGCACCCAACCUGAGGGGCAGCGGCGUCCACGGAGGACUCAUGGUUCUGGAGCCACGCUUUAACGUAGAGACCCUUGCCCUCCUUCUCAACAUCCCACCUAAUAAGACUCUGCUUAGGCGUCACCUGGCAACCCACUUCCACCUCCUGAUUGGUUCGGAGGCCCAAAGACUCAAGCAGGAGUGUCUGGAAAACCCUGACUACACCUUACUCACUGCCACAGCUAAAGUCAAGCCCAGGAGGCUGUCGUUUGGCAGCUUCGGGACACUGCGGCGCAAGAGGCAGGAGGAGAGCGAGGAGUACAUCUGCCCCAUGGACGUGGAGAUGCCCCAGAGCAGCAGCUUCCACAGGGGCCUGAGGAUCUACGAAGACGAGCUGGACCACCUGGAGCAGAUGGAUGACUCAGAGGGAACUGUGAAACAAAUCGGGGCUUUUUCAGAAGGCAUUAACAACCUCACGAGUAUGCUGAAGGAGGAGGAGUUUUUCAGAGAGGGGUCACCGGACGCCAGUGCCACGGACGACGACAUGUGAACAACACAAUGGCUGUCCUGAACCCCCACCACUACAGUAUACAAAUGACUGGCAGUCCCAGCACUUUGACCACUAAGCAAGCCCAGUGAAAUCACACACACAAACAAACAAACUUUACUCCGUCUGAAUGUGACAGGUUGGGGUUGGGGGUGUUGGUGGGGGGUUGUGAGUAGACUCGUAAAAUUCUUUUCCCCUUAUGGUAAUGUCUCAUGGAAUAUAUCUGAAUGCAGCUCUUACAUCACUAGUGUUGGUAUGGCCCCAGCUUAGAACAGUGUCUCGGUUAGUUUAUUACGUUAAUCUAAUUUACCUCUGUGCUGUGCUGCUUACCAUUCAGUAAGACACUGGGCAACUCAGGUGUCUUAAUCUGAUCUUGUUUGGAUUCAGUGCCAAUGUCAUUUGGCCCAUUGCUCCCUUGGUGUUUCAAAAAGGCCAUUUGUUCAUUUCAUGUCUUCACAAUGUUCAAAUGAAAGUAGCUGUGCAUGCAUAUGAUAUCCUUAUUCAUAUGGACAUGUCAUGUGUCCCCUACUUUUUGUACCUUACCUUUCUAUUUACUACAACAGAAAUAUAUCUCUCAUAUAAUAAAGGACCCAAGGAUGUUUUGUUUUCAUACAGUUUAGACUGUAUAAGAUCUCUGAAGUUAUUUUACCUAAUCUUGAAUCCUUUCAAGCUAUUUACUUUUGACCAAUUGUGCCUUGAGGGUAACAGUGUCUUAACACAAACAUGAUGUGAAAGUCCUAUAAGCCUGUGAAAUAUUUUUAUUUUCACUUUGGAUGCAUUUCAAGCCAAGGAUUUAGCCCAAAUUUCAGUCCGGACUGAAGAAAAAUGGUAUAUCAUAUUGAUCCGUUUUUGCUUUUUACGCUUAUUUUUUUCUAUUACACAGCAAUCAUGGUCUAUGAUACAAAUUCUUUACUUUGAUAGGCAACUUAUCAAUAGUGAUAUUGUUAAGCACAAAAUUUAACUCUUACCAGUCAAAGCUAUGUGUACUGUGUACGAAUGUUUUCUAAGUCAAUAAAGUACUUUCAAAAGAAAAA